AUGGCUAUUGCGACAUGCUCCUUCGUGAUGUCGGUUGAUUGGUUCAUGAAUGUUAACGGAAGACCUUCAGUGAUGCCGAGCGCCGAGCGCCGGAGGGGAUGUAUAAUGUAUGACCUGGUGGUAGCGGUGGCGGCGGCCCUGAUCCUGUUUUUUGGCACUAUCAAGCUAUGCGCGGGGGAGUUGAUAAAUUGCGACAGAGAUCCGAAAGCUUGUGAAGAACGAGGGGGCUCCCGAUCGCACAACCCUUACUGCCCAGGCUUGCCGCCGAAUAUGCAAGCAAGGUGUUGUGAGAAUGGUAGAAGCUUGAUAUACUUCGGCGGUCCUCGAAGUUGA
This is a messenger RNA of Puccinia graminis f. sp. tritici CRL 75-36-700-3, 333 nucleotides long. RefSeq lists its product as uncharacterized. NCBI's taxonomy places the organism in Eukaryota, Fungi, Basidiomycota, Pucciniomycetes, Pucciniales, Pucciniaceae. The record is from RefSeq and is a predicted model, not a curated record. The transcript is spliced from 4 exons. The coding region runs from base 1 to 333 and encodes 110 amino acids.